UCAAAGCAAACUCAAAAGAGUGAAGAACAGAGCUAAACCAAAAACAGAACCGUACCGUACCAUACUGGAUUGAAUUAAACCGGGUUGGUUUAGUGAUGGAGGGACCGUCGUCGUCAAAGUACAAAGGCGUGAGGAAGAGGAAGUGGGGGAAAUGGGUUUCGGAGAUCAGACUUCCCAACAGCAGAGAACGUAUCUGGCUCGGCUCCUACGACUCUCCCGAGAAGGCGGCGCGUGCCUUCGACGCUGCUCUUUUCUGCCUCCGAGGCAGCGCCGCCAAGUUCAACUUCCCCGAUAAUCCUCCGGCGAUCAGCGGCGGAGGAAACAUGUCGCGAUCGGAGAUCCGAGAAGCCGCUGCGAGGUUCGCUAAUUCGGAAGAGAAUGUCGCGAGAGAUGAGAUGGUACAGCAGGAGCAGCAGCAAGAGGAGUCGACGAUGAUGGAGAUUGAUUCGGAGUUUUUGAGUGUGCUUCCGACGGUUGGUUCGGGUAAUUUUGCUUCGGAUUUCGGGUUGUUUCCCGGGUUCGAUGAUGAUUUCUCGGGCGAAUAUACCGGGGAUCGGUUUGUAGAACAGGUUUCGCCUACGUGGAAUGGUGGUUAUUAUCAAGGGGAUGAGUGUUAUGAUGAUGGCUCUGUGUCUCUUUGGAAUUUUUGAACUUCAUGCGUUCGUCUUGGCAGAGAAUCUGCGAUUUCUUUUUAAAUAAUUUUUGGCAAGAUUGACACGGGCCCAUCAAAUUUGUUUUUAUUUGUAUCCAUAACUUUAGUUUGGAUAUGUUUAUUUUUUUAUUAUCUUUUUGUAAUUUCCCCCCCACCUUUUUGGAGAUUAUUUCGAUAAUGAUUCGUUAUCCUCCCUCAAAUAUUUGUUUGCUUUUAAAUUGAAGAAAAUAAAAUAAAAUGUUUGCUUA
This is a messenger RNA of Raphanus sativus (radish), 900 nucleotides long. Its product is annotated as ethylene-responsive transcription factor ERF017. Lineage: Eukaryota; Viridiplantae; Streptophyta; Magnoliopsida; Brassicales; Brassicaceae. Gene Ontology annotation, molecular function: DNA-binding transcription factor activity; DNA binding. The record is from RefSeq and is a predicted model, not a curated record. Bases 96 to 650 code for a protein of 184 amino acids. The transcript has a single exon. Gene Ontology annotation, biological process: regulation of DNA-templated transcription.